AUGUAUCGAUACGAGAACAUAGAUAGUCUGUUGUUAGUUGCUAUUUAUCAAGUCGAGAACAUAGAUAGCCUGUUGUUAGCUGCUAUAUAUCGAGACGAGAAUAUAGAUAGUCUGUUGUUAGAUGCUAUUUAUCGAGACGAGAACAUUGAUAGUAUGUUAUUAGUUGCUAUGUAUCGAGGCAAGAUCACAGAUAGUCUGUUGUUAGUUGCUAUGUAUCGAUACGAGAACAUAGAUAGUCUGUUGUUAGUUGCUAUGUAUCGAUACGAGAACAUAGAUAGUCUGUUGUUAGCUGCUAUAUAUCGAGUCGAGAACAUAGAUAGCCUGUUGUUAGCUCCUAUAUAUCGAGACGAGAAUAUAGAUAGUCUGUUGUUAGAUGCUAUUUAUCGAGACGAGAACAUUGAUAGUAUGUUAUUAGUUGCUAUGUAUCGAGGCAAGAUCACAGAUAGUCUGUUGUUGGUUGCUAUGUAUCGAUACAAGAACAUAGAUAGUCUGUUGUUAGUUGCUAUGUAUCGAUACGAGAACAUAGAUAGUCAGUUGUUAGCUGCUAUAUAUCGAGUCGAGAACAUCGAUAGCCUGUUGUUAGCUGCUAUGUGUCGAGACGAGAACAUAGAUAGUCUGUUGUUAGAUGCUAUGUGUCGAGACGAGAACAUAGAUAGUCUGUUGUUACAUGCUAUGUAUCAAGUCGAGAACAUAGAUAGUCUGUUGUUAGUUGCUAUAUAUCAAGUCGAGAAGAUAGAUAGUAUGUUGUUAGCUGCUAUGUAUCGAUACGAGAACAUAGAUAGUCUGUUGUUAGCUGUUAUGUAUCAAGUCGAGAACAUAGAUAGCCUCUUGUUAGCUGCUAUGUAUCGAGACGAGAACAUAGAUAGUCUGUUGUUAGCUGCUAUGUAUCGAUACGAGAACAUAGAUAGUCUGUUGUUAGCUGUUAUGUAUCAAGUCGAGAACAUAGAUAGUCUGUUGUUAGCUGCUAUGUAUCGAGACGAGAACAUAGAUAGUCUGUUGUUAGCUGCCAUGUGUCGAGACGAGAACAUAGAUAGUCUGUUGUUAGUUGCUAUGUGUCGAGUCGAGAACAUUGAUAACCAAACCAAAACAGCAACAUGGCUAAUCCUAGCAGAGACAUUAAGAUGUCACCAUUCAUUGCUGAUGCUGACCCAAUUUCAACCGGUCCAAAGUGGGGAAAAAUGGAUGGAUGAGUUCGAAACCCGUCUUCGUUAUUUUCGCAUCACCGAUGACCAGGAUAGACUGGAUGCUUUGAAGAUUUACGGUGGACGUGAUAUUCGAGAAAAGAUCAAACAUCUUAGAGAUGUAACACCUGAUGACAGUGGUGAGGGUGAAGAAGAAACGGGAGCAAACAAUUCAGCAUACACAGCAGCAGUAGAAAAGCUAAAUGUCAAUAUCGCUAUUAAGAGGCCUAUUACUGAAGCACAUACAGUGGAAGAUAUAGCGUUUAAGUUAAAUGGAGCACAACAUUUUAGCAAAUUAGAUAUGAAUGAAUCGUAUCAUCAAAUUGAGCUGGAAGAGACAUCUAGACAUCUUACAACAUUUUAUGGUGUUAAUGCAACACCUAGAACUUCAACUGGUAAAUCUCCAUAUGAAAUGUUCAUGAAGCGGAUAGUCAACACUAAAUUACCUACGUUUCAAGUCGAUGUUCCUGAAAAUCGAGAAUACCUUGCCAAGGACACAAAGAAAAAAGGGGAGAUAAAAGAGUAUGCAAACCAGAAGCGGCAUGUGAAACCACACAAGUUUAUUGUCGGAAAUCCUGUGUUAGUGAAAAUCAAGAAAAAAUGUAAACUGACUACUCCUUAUGAUCCGCAACCGUAUGUAGUAGUACGUGUGAAAGGUACAAUGAUUACUGCGACAAGAUUAUCAGAUGGCAAAAGCAUUACGCGAAAUGCCUCGCAUUUUAAAUUGUUGGAAAUUCCAAUAAGAUCUGUUAUUGCAAUAAGUGAUAAUUUAAAUUCGCGAAGUGUAGACGAGGAAGAUGAAACAAAUUUGGAUGACAUUAUCAAAAAUUCUACGUUGUUAGAUUAUAAUUCGCGUGACAAAAAUAAAAGUGAUCAAAGUCAAAAGGAUAGUGUACAUUCAGAUCCUAAUCAAAGUGUUGCAUGUGAAAAUGAAAAUACCGUAAAUGAUAAUAAUCAUAGUGAUCAGGAACAAAUUAAUAGGAAUAACGGAAAUCAAGUCGAUACAAAUACUUUGGAUGUACAAGGAACAAACACUAAUCCUACACGGAAAUCUCUAAGGAUAAAACGCGCCCCAGAAAAAUUUAAGGACUAUGUUGUAGACUGUAAGGCAAAGAAAUAA
Messenger RNA from Lottia gigantea (owl limpet), 2301 nucleotides. RefSeq lists its product as hypothetical. The record is from RefSeq and is a predicted model, not a curated record. The transcript is spliced from 4 exons. Bases 1 to 2301 code for a protein of 766 amino acids. NCBI's taxonomy places the organism in Eukaryota, Metazoa, Mollusca, Gastropoda, Lottiidae.